UUCUCUCUUAUUGUCCAAAUAUUAUAGAAAGAAAGGGACUUUAUUCAAAAUUAUGGACCCAUUGUCCUCUGCUUAAAUUCCAGGCUUUCGUGGACGACACGAUCCGAUUCUGCCGCUAUUGCAUUCUCUCCCUUCAAUUUUAGUUUUUUUGUUUGGUCUCAAAAUUGGAUGUAAAUGGAGGAUCAAGUUCAGCAGCAGCAGUUUGUUGGGAUGGCGGAUCUAAGGCAGCUGAUGAACGGGAGAGCAGCAGUGCCACCUCAUCAUUUCCAAGGAGUAGUUCAGCCGCCGGCGGAUUUUUUUUCGGGGCAUCGUGCAGCUGGGGGACUAACGCAGUAUGAGAUGAUGAUGGUGGGAGUACCACGUGGAGGGUUGCAAGACUUGAUGUCGUCAGCUGAUACUAAUACUACUCCUCCUUGUGGUGGUGGUUGUGGUGGCGGUGGCGGUGUGAGUGGGUUGUUAGAGAUGAGCGAGGGUGGUUGUUUCGGAGGAGGUGACGGAGGAAAUGGGAGAUGGCCGAGACAAGAGACUUUGACACUUCUUGAGAUCAGAUCUCGUCUUGAUUCCAAGUUUAAGGAGGCUAAUCAAAAGGGUCCUUUGUGGGAUGAGGUUUCUAGGAUAAUGUCUGAGGAACAUGGGUACCAAAGGAGUGGAAAGAAAUGCAGAGAAAAAUUCGAAAACUUGUACAAAUAUUACAAGAAGACCAAGGAAGGCAAAGCUGGAAGACAAGAUGGAAAACACUACAGGUUCUUUAGACAACUUGAAGCUCUAUAUGGGGACACUAGUACUUCUAAUACAGCCACUCCAACCUUAAUCCAAGACACCAAUUUCAACACUAUGCGAUUCCACACUACAAGCAAUACUUCCACGCCUGGAAAUAAUCAAGACACAUUGUUUCACUCUCAAAAACUAUGUGACAGCCUCAGCCUCUCCAAUAAUUCGUCUUAUUUGGAUACUACUUCAUCCGACGACAAUGAUCUUAGCACCGGAGCAAAUGACUCGUCUGAUAAGAGGAGGAAGAGGAGAGGAGGAAUGAGGAGUUGGAAGGUGAAGAUAAAGGAGUUCAUCGACUCGCAGAUGAGGAAGUUAGGUGAGAAGCAAGAAGAGUGGUUAGAUAGAUUGACAAGGACCCUUGAACAGAAGGAGCAAGAGAGGUUGAUUAGAGAAGAAGAAUGGAGAAAACAAGAGGCUUCAAGGAUUGAUAGAGAGCACAAGUUUUGGGCUAAAGAGAGAGCGUGGAUCGAAGCUCGAGAUAAUGCCUUAAUGGAGGCAUUACAGAAGGUUACUGGGUUAGAAGUAAAAGAGGUUGCAUCUCCUGAUCAUGGACAUGAUCAAAAUGGAAAUACUAAUGAAGCAAUGUUAAACAAAGGUGUGGAUUGCAACACUUGGCAAGAAUCCGAGAUCACAAGGUUGAUUGAAUUGAGAAGUGUAAUGGAACCAAGGUUCCAACAAAGUGGUGGUGAAGAUGAUGUUGUUUUGUGGGAAGAAAUAUCAACUAAGAUGGCUCAGUAUGGUUAUGAAAGGAGCACAUUAGCUUGUAAAGACAAGUGGGAGAGUAUAAAUGAUUGUAUUAUGAUGAGAAGGAACAAGGAGGUUAACAACAAGAGAAUCAGGAAAGAGAAUUCAAGUUAUUUUCAAAGCAAUAUUGAGUCUCUAUACAACCAAGGAGGAGGAUAUGGUGAAAUGAGUACUCAAGAAGGGUCUUCACCUUCUAACGCUAGCACAAGCAAUGGUUUGAAUGUGAAUGAGAGCUGCAUUAGGUUUCUGAUGAAUGAUGGAGCAAAUAUUAAUUUGUGGGAGAAUUAUGGUUUGAAGCUUAGUAGAGGAGGAAACCAGUAGAAGCUAGCCUGCUAGCUAAAGGAUCAUGUGGAGAGUUUUCUUACAUACUUUGGGUAACUAAUGCAACUUAAUGGUGUAAUGCAUGGGGAAGUUCUUUAACGUUGACCUAAUCUGGUAUAGCAGGUUAAUUUCAAUGUUGUUGCAAGUAGUCUCUAACUAAGGCUGUGGGUGUUAUUUAUUAUUACAUAUGUUUAAUUUGCUUCUUUUGGGGUUUUUUCAUUGUUUUAUUGUUUAUAUUUUCAGGUUGUAUAUCAAUGGGUGCUCUGGCAUUGUUUAUUUU
This is a messenger RNA of Tripterygium wilfordii, 2116 nucleotides long. Its product is annotated as trihelix transcription factor PTL. Bases 175 to 1836 code for a protein of 553 amino acids. NCBI's taxonomy places the organism in Eukaryota, Viridiplantae, Streptophyta, Magnoliopsida, Celastrales, Celastraceae. The transcript is spliced from 2 exons. The record is from RefSeq and is a predicted model, not a curated record.